CCGACGUUCGUAACAUGCCCAAAAAGAGCGCAUUCAGAAUUUGCAAACAACGCCAUCUCCAUUUCACCUUUCGUCAUCCACCUUGGUCCACUUUCAUAUUACUCAGCCCUACGAAGCUUCAUAAAGCCCCCGACCUCCAUCCAUUAGCUUCGCCAAGUCCCAUUCCGAACAACGUAACGCAUGUCUUCGCUCCUCGGUCGCAUCUUCCGUUCCCUCAACACCCAGACCUCCAAAAUGUCCACUACCGCCUUCCCUUCCAGCCCCGUCACCGUCCCCGAGGGCGCCGAGAAGGCCACCGUCGCCGCCGGCUGCUUCUGGGGCGUUGAGCACCUCUACCGCAAGCACUUUGCCGACAAGGGUCUUUACGAUGCGCGUGUCGGCUACAUUGGCGGAGACGCCUCCAACCCUUCCUACAAGCAAGUUUGCUCUGGCAACACUGGCCACGCCGAAGCUACCCUUCUGAUCUACGAUCCCACCCGUCUCUCCUACACCCAAAUCCUCGAGUUCUUCUACAAGAUGCACGACCCCACGACGCACAACCAGCAGGGGCCCGAUCGCGGCGCGCAGUAUCGCAGCGGUAUCUUCUAUCACAAUGAUGAACAAAAGAAGGUUGCCGAGGAGAUCACCAAGAAAGCCAACGAACAGUGGUGGGGUGGCAAGAUCGUCACUGAGAUCCUCCCAGCCAAGGAGUGGUGGGAUGCCGAGCAGUAUCACCAGCUGUACUUGGUGAACAACCCCGAUGGGUACGAGUGCCCCAGUCACUUCUUGCGCAAGUUCCCUGAGCUCAAGUAGGCUCUUGGGUUUUGAGCAAUUGUGCCGCCCUGAGCGCGCACCAAACCGAGUUCUGGGCGUAGCAAGAGUGCGCCCAGCACAAUCUGGGGAUGACUUUCGGGCAGGAUCCGGAUGAGACAUGAUGGGAUGGUAAUUCAACACAGCGGGAUCCCGGACAACAUACACGGCAUGGGCGGAUUUAACAUACUAGCGACAACAUUGCAUCAGGCGGCGUUUGGGACGGCAGAAACAUGUUGGGUUUUG
Molecule: messenger RNA, 1035 nt
Organism: Neurospora hispaniola
Lineage: Eukaryota; Fungi; Ascomycota; Sordariomycetes; Sordariales; Sordariaceae
Product: peptide methionine sulfoxide reductase MsrA
Exons: 2
Coding region: 181-792 (203 amino acids)
Molecular function (GO): peptide-methionine (S)-S-oxide reductase activity
Source: RefSeq, a predicted model, not a curated record